This is a messenger RNA of Manduca sexta (tobacco hornworm), 1485 nucleotides long. RefSeq lists its product as uncharacterized. The record is from RefSeq and is a predicted model, not a curated record. The transcript is spliced from 26 exons. Lineage: Eukaryota; Metazoa; Arthropoda; Insecta; Lepidoptera; Sphingidae. The coding region runs from base 317 to 1405 and encodes 362 amino acids.
CGAAAAGGACGAAAUAAUACCUUCUAUACCUGAGGACGAUCCCAACGAGUUUGCGCCGCUUAAUAAACAGUAUACUACAAGUAGGAGGAAAUGGCCCAUCCCAGACGGGUACGACUUCGAUGGAACGGGCAUAUUCCGGAUAAAUGGUGGGCAACACAAACUGACAACACUUGAAAAUACCCGAAGUGGCAAUCUCGAAGUAACUCAAGAAAUAAAAGGCAACUUCGUGUAUGUGACGUUUACUUUCAAUCCGUUCAAAUAUGAAAAUGCAGCGUCGUAUUACUUGAGGUUCAGGUCUAAGAGCAACAGACAGAAGAUGAAAUACCCAAAAUUUUUGACACUAAACGUAGCAACAACGUCAAUACAGCCAAAAUCCAUCGGACUACUCCCAAGCCAGCCUCUGAACGCCACGGCCAUCCCUCUGAAAUGUAACCGAUGCGUGCUGAAAGGAGUAAUGCUCCGAGCCCAGGAUGGGACGAUAGCGAACCUGGACCCCUCCAGAUAUAGCCUUAAGGGGAAUGACAAACAAAAGUUCAUCGAAAUAGAGCUGGACAGCACGAAACCACAGGAUUUCGGGGACUACUUCGCGAUUAUACAGAACGAAGACGGUACUGAAGAGAGAGUGAAGGCGUUGACUGUUGUUUCUCCACAAAUGGAUGUUCAAAAUGUGCUGAAUGCGGUCCGCCUCAAAACCUCAUCGAAAGUAGGGGAGCAUUAUGAUAGUCAGGUUAGCUUCACCUGCGACAACUGUGAACUUCUGGACGUAUUGUGUAAUGGAGAGAGCGUGCUGUCGGGUGGUAGGAUCACCGUCGUGCAAGGAGCCAAGCUGGUCAGCUUUAACUUCCCCAGUUUUGACGACACAAACUCGUGUGUGUACAUGGGUUUAUUUAAAAAGGACAGCAAAAUUUACAGAAAAAUAUUAGCUGUGUUCGAAAAUGACUCACCCGCGGUCAAGAUAAAUACUCCUCUAGUGGCGAAUUCUCCAAAACAAGGCGAGCAAUUCGAACAAGAAAUUAAUUACUCUUGUGACGAUUGUACUGUCGAAAAGGUAUCAGUAAAUGGAAUAGUACUUGAAAUGUCUGGCGGCAGAAGGAGUAAUGCAGCUGGCCCCUAUGCUUUCUAUGUGUUGACGCAAUCAUCAAUUGUGUUGAGAAUAAAUGAGUUCACGCCUGAAUACGAAGGGGUGUACCAGGCCGUCUUCGGCACGCAAGGAGGAAAUGUUACCAAAACUAUUUUGGAGCUUAAAGAUCCAUCUCAGAAAGACGAUGAAGCACCCGCAGACGGCGCAGGAGCAGAAACAACAACUGCAGCUGCUUCUGAAGCGAGUGCAGACAGUGGUGCGGCUACCGAGACCGCGGGAGAGACAACUGCAGCAGCUGAAGAAACCACUGUUGCUGCGAGUUAAAGUUUAGAUUUGAAGAUUACACGACGACUUUGGCAAGAAACUGUUACCUUGAUUAUUUUAUUAAAUAUAAAGCAUCGAAA